UUUUUAAUUCCAACUUGAGUCCUUCACUAUGUUGUUUAAAUCCUUAGUUCAAGCUUCACUCGUUGCUUCUGUUUUAUCUCGUCCUUUACACCAACAUCAUGAACAUGAUAAAAGAGACGUUAAAUUAGUUACCAAAACCAAUCUUGUUGUAGUCACUGUUGGUAAUGGUCAACCAACCACUUUCCAACACGUUGAUUUACCCAAACCAAGUUCUUCUGUUAGUGUUAACACUGAUACCACUUACACUCCUCAAAAUAAACCAACUGCGGUUUCUUCAGUUGCUUCAGUUUCCACCAGUGAAGCUGAAACCGAAACCGAAUCUUCUGCUUCUUCUGAAUCCACCGAAUCUUCUUCUGGUGGUUCUUCUGCUUCUGGUAACGGUAUCACUUACUCUCCUUACUCUAAUGAUGGUGGUUGUAAAUCAUCUUCUCAAAUCAAACUGGAAAUUGAACAAUUAGCUGAGUUUGAUAUUCUUAGACUUUACGGUGUUGAUUGUGAUCAAGUUAACGCAGUUAUGUCUGCUAAAAAACCUUCCCAAAAAGUUUUCGCUGGGAUUUUCGAUGUUGCCAACAUUCAAGAUUCGGUUGAUACUUUAUCUAAAGCCGUUGAAGCUAAUGGUGGUUGGGAUCACAUCCAUACCGUUUCUGUUGGUAAUGAAUUGGUCAACUCUGGUGAAGCCACCGUUGGUCAAGUUAAAGGCUACGUUUCCACCGCUAAAUCUGCUUUGAAAUCCGCUGGUUACUCUGGUCCAGUUGUUGCCGUUGAUACUUUUAUUGCUGUUAUUAAUAACCCAGGUUUAUGUGAUAUUGGUGACUAUACCGCCGUCAACGCCCAUGCUUUCUUUGAUGGUUACGUUACCGCCGAAGACGCCGGUGACUGGGUUCUUUUACAAAUUGAAAGAGUUGCCACCGCUUGUUCAAAUAAAAAAUCCGUCUACAUUACCGAAACCGGUUGGCCAUCUAAAGGUGAAUCCAAUGGGGUUGCCGUUCCUUCUAAAUCUAACCAAAAAUCAGCCAUCUCUUCCAUCAAGAAAUCUUGUGGUAAUGAUGCUAUUUUAUUCACUGCUUUCAACGAUUACUGGAAAGCUGACGGUUCUUUUGGUGCCGAAAAAUUCUACGGUAUCCUUUCUAACUAAUUCUCUUAGUAUCGCCUUGUUUCUUCUUAUGUUUCUAUUCUCUUUUUCUUACCCUUUUUUUUUUGAGUUUAGUUUGAUUAAACUAAAUUUCUUGAUAUCCCCUUUUUAGUCAAAAUAUAUGAAUAGCUC
Messenger RNA from Hyphopichia burtonii NRRL Y-1933, 1264 nucleotides. RefSeq names its product putative family 17 glucosidase (gene MP65). Gene Ontology annotation, molecular function: 1,3-beta-glucanosyltransferase activity; glucan endo-1,3-beta-D-glucosidase activity. Gene Ontology annotation, cellular component: fungal-type cell wall; extracellular region; cell surface. NCBI's taxonomy places the organism in Eukaryota, Fungi, Ascomycota, Pichiomycetes, Serinales, Debaryomycetaceae. Gene Ontology annotation, biological process: cell wall organization. The record is from RefSeq and is a predicted model, not a curated record. The coding region runs from base 29 to 1135 and encodes 368 amino acids. The transcript has a single exon.